This is a messenger RNA of Echinostoma caproni, 366 nucleotides long. NCBI's taxonomy places the organism in Eukaryota, Metazoa, Platyhelminthes, Trematoda, Plagiorchiida, Echinostomatidae. The record is from the annotation of a GenBank genome assembly.
AUGGGACUAUGCAUGCAGACGUACUUCAAGUUCGAGGGUAAAAUCUACGAACAUCUGAAAGGAACACCAAUUUCUGGAUUCAUAGCCGAAGCCUUAAUGCAGAAGCUGGAGAAGAAGGUACUACCAAGAAUCAUGCCAAAACUUUGGCUUCGAUACGUUGAGGACACAUUCGUCAUCUUGAAGAAGUCGAAACUAGAACGAACGUACAACAUUAUCAAUAACAUAUUCAAUGACAUCAAGUUCACAAUGGAGAUCGAGAAGGCAUUUUUGGACAUUUUGAUCAUCAGAACGCCAUCAGGAAAAAUUGGAGACAAAGGUCUACCGCAAGGGAACACAUACAGAUCAAAUCCUAAACUUCAAAAGUAA